Molecule: messenger RNA, 4727 nt
Organism: Limulus polyphemus (Atlantic horseshoe crab)
Lineage: Eukaryota; Metazoa; Arthropoda; Merostomata; Xiphosura; Limulidae
Product: mitogen-activated protein kinase kinase kinase 7-like
Exons: 15
Coding region: 687-2327 (546 amino acids)
Biological process (GO): protein phosphorylation; positive regulation of canonical NF-kappaB signal transduction; JNK cascade
Molecular function (GO): magnesium ion binding; MAP kinase kinase kinase activity; ATP binding
Source: RefSeq, a predicted model, not a curated record
UGGGUGAAACUUGUUCGUUACUAUUUUUCUGUACUUAUGUUGUUUAGGAGAACAUGAAAAAGAGAAAUUAAGUACAAAGAUAUUUGUGAAAUUCACUGUUAGUAGUUUGUUACAUUUGGUUCAGGAGGGUUAUUAAUAAUGAAUGAGUCUCUAAAUUUGUUGGAAAUGGAAUCCUUUAAUUUCCUUAUCUAGUGUACAACUACUAGUAAUAACCGUUAUGUUAGUAAAUAUUACCUUAGAGUGUAUAGUACAGUACUAACUAACUAAGUAACAUAGGCCUACAGAAACAGUAUUUUUUUGUAAGUUGGUGUCGAAGAGUAAGACUAUGAAAUAUCUGUGCUGAGGCUUACUUCGAAUGUCUUUACACUUACGUUACAGUGUUGGUGUUAGAGUGGUUGUUCGUAGACUGACAUAGCCAAGUAUUACACCGCUACUCAACGUAGCACUACCACAGUGAUAGUUGUACUAAUACUAGUAGGCAUACUAGUACUACUGUUGAAGUUAUUUAACUAAAACUAAAAGCUUGCAGCGUACAAGUAUUAUAGGUUAUUAUUUUAUAAAAUCUAAGGAGCACUAGAAAAGUAAUAAGUUCAUUAGCUUGAGGUAAAGCUGUGUUAUUCUUCAAUAGGGUGCAUGAUUUAGAACUGAGGACAUAUUGGCAACUGUUUGUAUAUAUAGAUGUAAAAAUGGAACAAUCACACAGCACUGGAAGUAGUGCCUCUAGUGGACAUGUACAUGGUGGAGUUCGACUUACAGAAGAACAGUCAAAAUCCCCUUUUGGGUUUGUGGAAGAAAUAGUUUAUCAAGAAAUAACUUUAUUAGAGAUUGUUGGAAGAGGAACAUUUGGCACAGUCUGUAAGGGUCAGUGGAGAGAAAAAUAUGUUGCAGUUAAGUUGAUUGUGACUGAACAAGAAAGGAAAGCCUUUGAAGGAGAAGUGAGACAGCUCUCUCGAGUCAAUCAUCCCAAUAUUGUAACCUUGUAUGGUGCUUGCACCCAUCCAAAUAAUGUUUGUCUUGUUAUGGAAUAUGCUGAAGGAGGAUCUUUGUACAAUGUACUACACUGCAUGCCUGAAGUUCACUAUACAGCAGCUCAUGCAAUCAGCUGGACUCUUCAGUGUGCAAGAGGUGUGGCUUAUCUUCAUAAUCUAAAACCUAAUGCUUUGGUACACAGAGAUCUUAAACCCCCAAACUUGUUAUUGGUAAUGGGUGGAACUGUGCUUAAAAUCUGUGAUUUUGGAACAGCCUGUGAUAUACAAACCCAUAUGACAAACAACAAAGGAAGUGCUGCUUGGAUGGCACCUGAAGUGUUUGAAAGCAAUAAAUAUAGUGAAAAAUGUGAUGUUUUCAGCUGGGGAAUAAUCUUGUGGGAGGUACUUACCAGACGAAAGCCAUUUGAUGAUAUAGGAGGACCUGCAUUUCGAAUCAUGUGGGCUGUCCACACAGGUAGAAGACCUCCACUAAUUAAAGGAUGUCCUAAAACUUUGGAGUCAUUAUUAACAAGGUGUUGGGACAAAGAACCUAGUAAUCGACCUUCAAUGACAGAAGUUGAAGAAACAAUGAAUAAACUUUCUUCUUUUUUUCCUGGUGGGGAUCAACCAAUUACUUAUCCCAUUUCACACAAUGAUAAUUUACAAAGAACUGACACCGAAUGCUCUGCUGCUGGUGACAGUACAGACAGAAGUCAGAGACUUGCAACUUCUACCUCCAGCAACAUGACUUCAUCCAACAUUCAUACAAAUGUAGCUGAAGUGAAAACUGUAGAAGUAGGUGUUGCAGAGCAUAGAAGAACUGGAUCAGAUGGAACAGCAUCAACAACCAACGUAUCCACUGAAAAACCUCCUAGUGCCACGUAUAAGGAAGAAUUUGGUGUUAAAGCAUCAGAUCUACAGGAUGUGGGUAAUUUUCCACGAAAAACAUCUUGGCCUAUCAUAACACAAGGAAGUCUUCAGAGGGAAAAUUCUACAUCACAAGACUUAAAUGCGUACUUGCUUUUGGAACCUAAACUACAGCCUCUUCCACCUGCCCACUCUUGCUGGGAGUCUGUUGCCAUAUUUGAGGAGCAUCAGAAGAUGGCUCAAGAGUAUCUCCAAGUCCAGACAGAAGUAAAAUUUUUAACAGAAAGAAGAGAAGAACUGAGCAAAGCUUUGCAGGAGGAUCAACAAAAAACGAGCAGUUUCAUGGAAGAAUAUUUGCAAUUAAGAAGUGAAGUGGAGAGCCUUUGUCAGUUACGUCAAAGCUUAAAACUUCAAUUGGAGCUCAUCAUCAAACAACGACAAAAACGACCAGGUCCUAACAACAGUAGUAGCGAAGACUGGGUCGUGGUUUAGUCUUUUUAUCUCCUAUUUAUUUGUUAUAAUUUUAUUGGUGCUCAGCAUUGAGCUUUUAUUAAUAGAACUCUUGUGAAAAUAUGUUUGGUUGAUGACGAAGUUUUUUCAGCUGAUCAAGGAAAACAACUCAUAGUUGGUCUUGAAAAUAAUGUUUACUGCCUUCAAGAAAACAUCAGCACGAUGUACUUUAUUGUUAAUCUUCUGAAAAAAAUUUGUUUUAAUGAGAAAGAACAAUAAUGUUGUUGUUAGCAGAACUUAAUGUUUGUUAAUUAUCAUUGUUUCAUGUUGUUUGUUGUUGUCGUAACUAAUAAAAGUGAAUGUCAGGUCACACAGCCCUCACUUAAAUAUGAAGCCUUAGCUGUAACUUAUGUAAGUUUCCAAAAAUAGAAAUAAAAGUGGAAUUUUCAUAUUUGAAUCAGAAGCUACAUUGAUGCAGUCCAAAGUAAUCAUCGGAAUAUUGAUUCCUAACUGAUUCAACUGAAAAUUUGCAGAUUUGUAUUUUUCUUUUAUAAUGUGAAGUUGUGAUAUUGAAACUGCUUCAGUGAUCAUUAAGUGGAAAAAAAAUAUGAAUUUGUAGAGUUUUGUUUUACAUAAUUUUAUAUCAAAGGAGGCAUAGCAAAAUUAAGUACAGCAUAUCACCAAUAUUAAAUCUCUAAGUCUGCUAUAAAAUUGUUUUUCCUGUGUGAGUGGGAAGGUUUCAUCAGUAUCAAGUUAUGCCUUUUUGAAGCUGCUUAUUCUGUUAUAGAAAAAUAAAUUUCAAGAACUUUUAUUGUGCAUUGUCAGUGUAGAUACACUAAUGGCUUAGUUGAUUUUUAGUUUUGCUCUAAGUACGUAGCUUACUCUGAUUGGAAUAUUUAUCUUUAAUUUCAAAUAUCUAAGUAUCUUUUUAUGUUUCUGUUUAUCUGUUUUCUUGUGUUCUUAACACCACUUUGUUUUUAUGGCUAGGACAUUGUUUAUAUUGUGGCUCCUACUUAAAGUUUGGUGUUUGAGCAAAUUACAUUACUUCUAAGUAUUUCAAGAUUAAGUAACCAAAACUCAUUGUAAAGUAUGUAACUCAUGGACCACUGUAAGCCUUUUAACCCUUUCCUGCCUGAUAUCUUGUGUUUUCUUAUAAGGUCAGAUGACAACACUAAAGUUGUAAAAAUGAUCUGAACUCCCCUCAAAUCAACUGCAGAAUAAAGCUAAAAUGCUUACAUUUAGAAUUUUGUUUCAUGUAUAUUUUAAAAACAUUUGCUAUAUAAAGCUAAAAUGCUUAUAUUUAGAAUUUUAUUUAAUGUAUGUUUUAAAAACAUUUGCUUUAUAAAGCAAAAAAAAAGAUGCCUGCUAACCCUAAUUUUAAUCUCCUCCCCAGUUCAUAUUUGGGGAGUGGAAAUAUUUAAAACUUUAUACAGAUGAAAGUACUCAACAUACAAAACAAAACUGCAAGUCUGUACAUAUUUGUUGCUUAUAUAUAAUUUAGUUCAAAUAGUUAAAAAAUUAUUUUUUGAAAUUGAUCAUGUCAACAAUUGUAAAUUUCAACUAAAUGCAGUUUUCGUUUUACGACUUCCAAGCUUAUAAAGCUAACAAAAUCAUAAAUAUUUUGUCUGAAUGCUAGGAUUAUUUUGUUUUUCACAAUCUAUUUGCUCUAUAGCUCUUUUUCCUUGUGUGUAUUGUACAUUUCUAAAUUUUUUAGACAAUACGUCAAAAGGCUAUUGUUUUCAUUUUUUUAAAUGAUGUAACCCUAACAUGUUUUCUUUUUUAUGUGACAUCAGGGUGCUAAAUUAAUUUUAUUAGUACUCUAGCUUGUUUGCUAAUUUUCUUGCAGUAAUUGCUUUACAAAUUCUGCUAAUUAUAAUUCAAAACUAUAGAGUGUUUUGAUGUACUUACCUGGCAUAAACUGUACAUAACUUCUAAAGAUAAUAUAUAUAGGUAAUUUUUAUAAAUAAUUUGUAUUAAGAUAACUACUAUACUUAUAUUUGUCUUAACAAUAUGCAAGAUAUUUUAUUGCAAAAUUUCCGUCAGCAAAGUGGACUAGUAGUGAAUGAUGUCAUUAGGCCUUUGAUUAUAUUAUUGGUAAUAAACAUGUGAAACCUGGCUUUCAGUCAGUGAGUAUGUGUGUAUUGCAUAAAAGCUUGGCAUAUAGACGUGUCACACAGCAUUUUUAUAUUAUUAUAACCUUAGAAUUGAAAAAGAAAUGUAUUUAGGUUUAGUAGCUUUCAACAGUUUUCACGUUCUGUGUUUGAAAUGUCUGUGUUUCAGAUAAUUUUGUUUACGAGUUGUUAAUUUUUAUUAAUGCAAAUGUGGCCUGAAUAAUGAUACUAGGCUGGAAAGGGUUGAAGAAUGGUAUGUUAUUACAGUCUUAAUCUUCCUUUUUUUUUCCCUAUUUUGCCUUUGAAAUAAAAUACUGUUUUAACAGCAUAA